UUGUUUUUCUUCUCUCCUAGGUGUGGACACUGUCAGCGUCUGCAGCCAACUUGGAACGAGCUUGGGGACAAGUACAACAGUGUGGAAGAUUCAUUUAUUUAUGUUGUGAAAGUGGAUUGCACUAAGGAUGCUCCACUGUGUUCCGAAUUUGGUGUCAGAGGAUACCCAACCCUAAAAUUAUUUAGACCAGACCGAGAAACGCUGAAGUAUCAAGGAGGUAGAGACUUUCAGUCACUGGAAAACUGGAUGCUGCAGAAUCUAAAAGAGGAAUCUGUUGAGCAAGAAUCUGAAUCGGAGACUCCAAAAGACCCUGAAUCAAGGCAUGGACUGUAUGAGCUCUCAGCAGCUAAUUUCAAAACACAUAUAGCAGAAGGCAGUCACUUUAUCAAAUUCUUUGCCCCAUGGUGUGGCCACUGCAAGGCAUUGGCUCCAACGUGGGAACAGCUGGCUCUGUUCCUUGAAAAUUCUGAGACUGUCAAGAUUGGCAAGGUGGACUGCACACAGAAUUCUGGAAUCUGCUCGACAUACCAAGUGCGAGGCUAUCCAACCCUCCUUUGGUUCAAAGAUGGAGAAAAGGCUGACCAGUACAAAGGAAAGAGAGACUUGGAUUCCUUGAAGGAAUAUGUGGAUUCCCAGCUGAAAACCUCCGAAGAUGAUUCAGGUGAUGCUAAGCCUACUGAGGCACCACCACCACCACCACCACCACGAGAAAUAAUUCCUGAGGGAGAGGCCAAAGUGCUUUCUCUCUCUGAAGAAGACUUUGAUAAAGAAGUUUCCAAAGGGAUCACCUUCAUCAAGUUCUAUGCUCCAUGGUGUGGUCACUGUAAAAACCUGGCUUCCACUUGGGAGAACCUCUCAAAGAAGACUUUUCCAAGCCGAAUGGAUGUCAAGAUAGCAGAAGUAGACUGCACUGCUGAACGCAAUGUCUGUAACAGAUAUUCUGUGCGUGGCUACCCGACGCUGAUGCUUUUCCGUGGUGGGGAGAAAGUGAGCGAACACACCGGAGCAAGAGAUCUUGAAACACUGCAUAACUUUGUUUUGCGGCAGGCAAGGGACGAACUGUAAAAUGUACCUGUUUGGAUACCACUGCCCUUGGCUGUGUCUGCCCAGUAAACAUGGGAGUUGAAUCAUGAUAAUGUUACCCGUUUUCCAGUAGUGGUUAUUGGGAAACUGAAUGUACUAAAGCGUGGUAUCUUCUGAGCAUGCGUGUGUGUUUCCUACAGCCCUGCUACGCUGGCUCUGGGGGAGGCGUGUAACAAGUAGCCACUUGUUCAGAUUGAGAAUAUUUUCAGUAUCGGUUUGCAUUAAUGAACUUCCUGUGUCGAAAAAGUAAAUUGUCUCUUUGAGACAAAAAUAAGCGAGGAAAGGUUAAAAUGAAAGGUGGUGGAUUAUUUUCAUUUGUGGGUGAAUCAUGUUUGAAGACUUGCAUUCAUGCGGCUCUCAAAAUUGCACGCCGUAACUUUGAUUGUACUGGUAAAUUGCUACCCUUUAAUGCGUCUCAUUCAGCUGCACACUCAGAAGCAGGUUAAAAAGGAAGUUAAAAAAGGAAACGCACACGCACACUUUAGGAAGAUAUUCCUGUCCCGUGUGGGCUGCUUGAUUCCUGCUCUUGAUUUCUCCCAUCAGGAGAGACUGGCAAGGAAGCAUAAUGGUACUCAAUUGUGUCCUUGGUUAUCACUGAAUGAUGCCAUGGGUUAGGUAGUUUUCAUCGGUUCAAAAGCUGUCAGUCCCUUUUAGUCUGCAAAAACAGUUUGGCUCCCUUCAUGCAUAAUCGGCAUUCUUUUAGCGGAUCGGAUAACAAUGCCAAGAUCUGAUUUUAUUUUAUUUUUAAAAAAAUCCCUGCUUGGAAUCAUUAGCAGAAUGAAGAGGUUUUUAGAGGUACAUCAGAGUCUGUGGCUUUAUUAUUCUCUGUUGAGCAAAAUUAAGAGCUGCUGACAAGUCAUCUUCUCUUGUCUUAAAUAUUAUUGCCAGGUACUGUAAGCACUGGAAUCAAACCUCUCUGCAGAAUCUUUCCACUUUUCAUUUAGAGCACAUUCUCACACCUUCCUUAUGUCUGAGUUUAGGAUGCUUUCCAUACAAGGGAUGGGCUGGUGUGGCUGCUGAAAAAACGCAGUAGCCAUACGGCAGGUUUCCCUGCUCCAGCCCGGGCCACCACCCCUUCCCCUGGACUACCACUUUUGCAGAUUUUUUUAAAAAUCAGCACUAGAAUAUUGUCAUUUUGAUAUUACAUUAUACCAAUGUGUGUACCACCAUUUUCUUUUAAAGUAAGCCUGUAGCCCCUUUCAUUGCAGAGAUGCUUUUAUACUUAGGUCUCUGCAAUAGAAGAUACUUGAGACUUUUCUCUUUCAGUGAAAGCUGGGAAUUCAGAGAACCUGGUACACAUAUUGGUAUAACGUUAUAUUGAUAGAAUUAUAUUCUAGUGCUGAUUUUUUAAAAACAAAAUUAAAAGCUAGCAGGGGGAGGACAUGGCUGCUGCAGAGGCAGGGUGUGGGGGAAUGGCUGCCACGUGAGUGGGAAACUGAAAUUCCUCACCUACACAGUAGCCAUCCAGGCUUUACUGCAGUCUUUCCCAAAACUUUGGAGCAAAUCAGAUUCAAGAAAGAUCGGAGAAAAGCCGGGGGGACCCCAGGAGGUGCACAAAAGCAUCACGAUGCUGUAGGAAAGCAGGGGGAAAAACCCACUUCCCAAAACCAUUGCAUUUGGGGCAGAUAACUUGUGCAGAAAUGGCCUAGUGGGGCAUAAUGAAAGUAUUCCAUGUGAGAGUUAGAAUCAAAGCCAAAGAAUCUCAAGUGCAGGUUGUUUCAUGAACAUACAUUGUCAUUUUGGGAAGGAGCUGCCGUUUGUUCACAUACAGAUACUUAUGUGUAGAAAGAUGCUAUUACCAUGUGUCUGA
This is a messenger RNA of Gekko japonicus, 2893 nucleotides long. RefSeq names its product thioredoxin domain containing 5 (endoplasmic reticulum) (gene TXNDC5). The record is from RefSeq and is a predicted model, not a curated record. The annotation marks the transcript as partial. Lineage: Eukaryota; Metazoa; Chordata; Lepidosauria; Squamata; Gekkonidae. Gene Ontology annotation, cellular component: endoplasmic reticulum. Gene Ontology annotation, biological process: protein folding. Gene Ontology annotation, molecular function: protein disulfide isomerase activity. The transcript has 9 exons.